Baudoinia panamericana UAMH 10762 is the source of this 1467-nucleotide messenger RNA. RefSeq lists its product as uncharacterized. The transcript is spliced from 4 exons. Gene Ontology annotation, molecular function: Arp2/3 complex binding. NCBI's taxonomy places the organism in Eukaryota, Fungi, Ascomycota, Dothideomycetes, Mycosphaerellales, Teratosphaeriaceae. The record is from RefSeq and is a predicted model, not a curated record. Gene Ontology annotation, cellular component: actin cortical patch. The coding region runs from base 1 to 1467 and encodes 488 amino acids. Gene Ontology annotation, biological process: actin cortical patch assembly; endocytosis; actin cortical patch localization.
AUGGACGAUGAAGUCUCCUUCACUCUGCACUCUGUGCACGAGUUCCAAGCCAAGCUUGACGACAUUGUAUCGAGUCCCAGCGAGACCAACGAGCUGAUAGAUGCCGCGCUGCGCUCCUACCUCGCAUUGGCAACUAGCUUCAGGCAGGAAUACUUGAAGUCUGAGUACGAUCUUGCGAAGUAUUGCUACAAACUUCUGGAUGCGAAACUGUUUCAGGAAAACCAGGACUACGUCCGGCGACAGUUCUUAUAUUGUCUGCUUCAGGACGAAGACGUGGACACGCUCCACCUGGCAGCUGCCUUGCUGCUGUUUGAUGGUCGCGCCCACGAGGCAUGUUUCGAGCUCAUGCAAGCCGACGGAGCGUUUGCGCGGUUAGUGGAGCUGAUACGCAGCAAACGUGACGAUGACAUCGGCCUGCACAGACUGCUCCUCGAGCUACUGUACGAGAUGUCGCGGAUACAGAAGCUCGGCAAGGACGACCUAAUGACUGUUGACGACUCUUUCAUACUCUACCUAUUCCAGCUAAUCGAACAGUUGUCGGAUGAUGCUGAUGAUCCUUAUCAUUACCCCAUCAUCCGUGUGCUGCUCGUGUUGAACGAGCAGUAUAUGUGUCUUGCGAAUGAGACUGGGUCUCCUGACGGCAUCAGCGGCAUGACAAACCGCGUUCUGAAGUUGCUCUCGGCCCACGGCUCCUCCUAUCGAACCUUUGGCGAGAAUCUGAUAUUGCUCCUAAAUCGCGAGGCUGCCCUAAGCCCACAGCUACUUAUACUCAAGCUUCUGUACCUGCUGUUCACGACGCCAGCCACCUACGAGUAUUUCUACACUAACGACUUGCACGUGUUGGUGGACGUGAUCAUACGCAACUUGCUGGAUUUGGAUCCUGGAGCCGGAAGAUUGGAUGAGGAGAGAGACGGCCAGAAAGCUCUGCGGCACACUUACCUGCGCGUCUUAUGUCCGUUACUGAAGAAUACGCAGCUUGCCCGCGAAGGCAACAAUUACAAGCGGGAGGAGGUGCGCAAGCUGCUGCACGUACUGGUAAACAGGUCUGUGGCGCACUUCGCUCCAAUCGACGAAACUGUUAUUCGACUUGUGGUACGUUGCAAGCAAAUCGAGUGGCUCAGAUCGGACGGUGAGGAGCAGGACCUCCAGAUUGAACGGAAGCUGUCUGAAGUGGCGCCGAAGGAUUCCGAGGUGGCGAAGAGGCUGUUGGGUAUUUCACUCGAAGGCGCGAGCAUUAGUAGUCUAAGCGUUGUCGAUGUGGCAGCCAAAAUCACCAAGGAGAAGCCAACCGUACCUGCUCCAAGGAGGAGGAAGAAGAAAAUAAACGGCUCUGCAGCAAACGGGACGCAUGGCACCGAACUGAAAGUGCCAACACAGGACCUCUCUGCGUCAAUAACCUCGAUGUCCGGCUCUGACACACACGGGGAUGGCCGCAGUCCAUUCGCGGACGACGCUGAGGCAGACUGA